AAAGGUUCAAAAAAAUAGUCAGUCUAUCAGAGACUACAGAACAAAUCAAUAUCUCCCAAUAUCCAUUUCCGUUUACCUCACCGACGUCAAAUGGCGGCCGCCAGAGUGAUGGCAGCAGCUGCUGCGACCAAUGCGACAACAUCUUGCUUUCUUCUCAGAAGAACAUUCGCUUUGAACCAAAGGCCUCACUUCAGAGGAUUCUGCUUUAGUGGGACAAGGCAACUGUCCUUGUCCUCUUCCAAGAGAUCGCUUUUCACUUGUACCGCUUUACAUAAGCCUGAAUUCCAGAUCAAGGAGGAAGGUCAGCCUGAGACGCUCGAUUAUCGUGUCUUCUUCCGUGAUAACUCCGGGAAAAAGGUUUCUCCUUGGCAUGAUAUACCUUUGCACUUGGGUGACGGUGUGUUCAACUUUGUUGUUGAAAUCCCCAAAGAAACAAGUGCAAAGAUGGAGGUUGCCACUGAUGAGCAAUUCACUCCCAUCAAGCAGGACACGAAAAAGGGAAAACUUAGAUACUACCCCUACAACAUUAACUGGAACUAUGGAUUGCUUCCACAAACAUGGGAAGACCCCUCUUUUGCAAACCAUGAAGUGGAAGGGGCAUUUGGCGAUAAUGAUCCAGUUGAUGUUGUUGAGAUUGGUGAAAGACGGGGAAAUAUUGGUGAAAUUCUGAAGGUCAAGCCCUUGGCUGCUUUAGCCAUGAUUGAUGAGGGUGAACUUGACUGGAAAAUUGUUGCCAUCUCAUUGGAUGAUCCACGAGCUUCUCUUGUGAAUGAUGUUGAUGAUGUAGAGAAACAUUUCCCAGGCACUCUCACUGCAAUCAGGGACUGGUUCAGAGACUACAAGAUCCCUGAUGGUAAGCCUGCCAACAAGUUUGGUCUCGGCAAUAAGGCAGCAAACAAGGAUUAUGCUUUGAAGGUCAUCACCGAAACAAACGAAUCUUGGGCUAAACUAGUAAAGAGAUCAAUUCCUGCUGGAGAUCUCUCACUUCUAUAAUUGCUUGAACCUUCAAGUAGAGUUGAAGCUGGAAGUAGCAUUGCAUGGGUUUCGACAUACCAGAGUUUUGCCUUCUGGAAAGCCAGCCCCUCUGUAGUCUUGUAUGUUGAUAUCAAAACAUUUUUUUUUCACAUUAUUAUGAAUAGUCCAUUGGUCCUAUGAUUUCUUUGUAUUCCAUACAGUCAAAACUCAAAACACUGUUCACAUUUUGAGGUUAAUUCUAUAUUUCUAUUACUAUUA
Messenger RNA from Hevea brasiliensis (rubber tree), 1233 nucleotides. RefSeq names its product soluble inorganic pyrophosphatase 6, chloroplastic. Bases 91 to 993 code for a protein of 300 amino acids. Gene Ontology annotation, cellular component: cytoplasm. The transcript has 6 exons. Gene Ontology annotation, molecular function: inorganic diphosphate phosphatase activity; magnesium ion binding. The record is from RefSeq and is a predicted model, not a curated record. Gene Ontology annotation, biological process: phosphate-containing compound metabolic process. NCBI's taxonomy places the organism in Eukaryota, Viridiplantae, Streptophyta, Magnoliopsida, Malpighiales, Euphorbiaceae.